UCAUGCAGCAAACUCUUUAGGCACAGUGUUUAACCAUCUGCCUGGCUGUACCUGUGGGUCCCAGAACUGAUCCAGUAGAGCUCUGGAGAAGUAAAACCUGAUGGUGAUGAUCCUCAGGAAAACAUCCAUGAUGCCAAAUACGGCUGAGCUUGUAGUUCUCUUAUAAAUCUCCAAGUAGCCUUCGGUCCUGAGAGAAGCAUGUCUGGACUGUUGUCCUCUAACCUUUGUGCUUUCAGCUCCUAUGACAGUGAAGGAAGUGCUACAGAGCCUGGUGGAUGACAACAUGGUGGACUGCGAACGAAUCGGCACCUCCAACUACUACUGGGCUUUUCCCAGUAAGGCCUUACAUACUCGCAAGCACAAGCUAGAGGAGCUGCAGAAACAGGUUUCUGAUGCAAAGCAUCGAAAAGUUUCUCUAGAGAAAACAGUGGAAAAGGCAAAAGUGGGACGAGAAGGAACGAAAGAAAGAAGCUCUCUGCUGAAGCAGCUGCAGUCUCUGAGGGAAGAGCGAACAAAGCUGCAAGCCGAGCUGGAGAAGUACCGCGAGUGUGACCCCGACAUCAUCAAAGAGAUGAGUGAGUCUAGUCACCCACAUUACCUCACAAUUUGUUCAAAUGAUUAGUUGAUCAAAUUGCGCUCACUCAAUU
This is a messenger RNA of Poecilia latipinna (sailfin molly), 647 nucleotides long. RefSeq names its product meiotic nuclear divisions 1 homolog (S. cerevisiae) (gene mnd1). The coding region runs from base 242 to 622 and encodes 126 amino acids. The record is from RefSeq and is a predicted model, not a curated record. The transcript has 3 exons. Lineage: Eukaryota; Metazoa; Chordata; Actinopteri; Cyprinodontiformes; Poeciliidae.